AUGCUACGUCAAUCAGCUAGAUCAAGUGUUAACAAUAUAGCCAGAUUAUCAUACAAGAGGCCAACGACAUUCGUUAAUAACGGUAUUGCAACUCAAUUGAAUAGUAUGAAAAAUUACUAUUCUCAGGAAGCCAUUAACAUCGAUAAUAAGAGACCAGAAGCAGAUGAAGUAUUAAGAAAAAUUUCUUCUUAUGUUCACAAUAAAGGUAUCACUUCUCCAGAAGCCUAUGAAACUGCAAGGCUCUGUUUAUUGGACACAUUAGGUUGUGGUUUGGCUGCUUUGAAAUAUGAUCAACCUAAAAACCUUAUCAAGCCAAUUGUGCCUGGCACGAUUGUACCUAACGGUACCAAAGUGUUGGGUACUAAAUAUAGAAUGGACCCUGUGAAAGGUGCGUUUGCUAUCGGAACUUUAAUUCGUUGGUUGGAUUUCAAUGAUUGUUGGUUAGCUGCAGAGUGGGGACAUCCCUCUGAUAAUUUAGGUGGUAUUCUUGCCGUGGCAGAUCAUUUAACUAGAUUGUCAAAGGCCACCGGAGGUGAUGAGGGAAGAUUAUUCACCGUGAAAGAUGUGUUAGAAGCUAUGAUCAAAGCACAUGAGAUUCAAGGUAUUAUUGCCUUGGAGAAUUCCUUUAAUAAGGUAGGAUUGGACCACGUUGUUUUGGUCAAAGUUGCUACCACUGCUGUGGUUUCCAAGAUGUUGGGUCUAUCAGAAGCUCAGACCACAGAAGCUUUAUCUCAUGCUUUUGUAGAUGGACAAGCUUUAAGAACUUAUAGGCAUGCUCCAAAUACUGGUUCCAGGAAAUCUUGGGCUGCCGGUGACGCAGUGGCAAGAGCUGUCAACAUUGCAUAUUUGGUGAAGAAUGGAAGUCCAGGUACAAUUCCUUCCGUACUAACCGCUAAGACAUGGGGUUUUUAUGACGUUCUUUUCAAAGGUAAACCAUUCACCUUCCAGCAAAGGGACACUUUCGGUUCUUAUGUGAUGGAAAACGUUCUUUUCAAGAUAUCGUUCCCAGCAGAAUUCCAUGCUCAAACGGCAGUGGAAGCAGCUAUUAAGGUGAAUAAACAGUUGGCAGAGUUGGGCAAAACUUACAAAGACAUUAAAAAGGUCAGAAUUAGAACUCAAGAAGCCGCUGUGAGAAUUAUUGACAAGGAGGGUCCAUUGUACAAUUAUGCUGACAGAGAUCAUUGUAUUCAAUACAUGACUGCUAUUCCAUUAAUUUACGGUAGACUAACGGCUGACGAUUACAGUGAUGAAGUAGCAAGCAACCCUGAAAUUGACGAAUUGAGAGCUAAGAUGUAUUGUACUAAAGAUGACCAAUUCACUUUGGAUUAUCAUGAUCCAUCAAAGAGAUCAAUCCCAAACGCUUUGUUAGUAGAAUUGAAUGAUGGGACUGUCUUAGAUGAAGUGGUCGUAGAAUAUCCAAUCGGUCACAGACUAAGAAGAAAGGAAGGUGUCCCACUAUUGAUGCAGAAAUUCUACCACCAUUUGCGUGAACAUUUCGCCGGCGAUAUUGAAAAGGUGGAAGCUUUAAUGGAAGCAAGUACAGAUGACGGUUUCUUAAACUUAACUGUUGAUGAAUAUGUCAACAUGUACUGCGAUUAA
Messenger RNA from Kluyveromyces lactis, 1599 nucleotides. It is a transcript of the gene PDH1, whose product is annotated as putative 2-methylcitrate dehydratase. The record is from RefSeq and is a predicted model, not a curated record. Gene Ontology annotation, cellular component: mitochondrion. Gene Ontology annotation, molecular function: 2-methylcitrate dehydratase activity; 2 iron, 2 sulfur cluster binding. The transcript has a single exon. Lineage: Eukaryota; Fungi; Ascomycota; Saccharomycetes; Saccharomycetales; Saccharomycetaceae. The coding region runs from base 1 to 1599 and encodes 532 amino acids.